Messenger RNA from Kwoniella shivajii, 855 nucleotides. RefSeq lists its product as uncharacterized. Lineage: Eukaryota; Fungi; Basidiomycota; Tremellomycetes; Tremellales; Cryptococcaceae. Gene Ontology annotation, biological process: protein N-linked glycosylation. The record is from RefSeq and is a predicted model, not a curated record. Gene Ontology annotation, cellular component: mannan polymerase complex. Bases 1 to 855 code for a protein of 284 amino acids. The transcript is spliced from 6 exons. Gene Ontology annotation, molecular function: alpha-1,6-mannosyltransferase activity.
AUGACAAACCCUUAUGAUCCUCGUAAUCUAGCUGCACCGAUCAUCCAUGCCGAUGAAUGGGGAUACCCUUACCAAUUUCACACUCCACCACUUCUCACUCACUUAUCUCGUUUGUUGUCUUUAUCAACUUCACCACAUUUACCCUCGUCACACCCGUUAUCGACUUUCUCCAAAGAACAUGCAACGAACCCAGUAGAAGAGCAAGUCAAAAUUCCCACAGAAAAGUCGAAAGUGUAUGAUGGCCCUUUGGUCGAUGAUGGGAAUGAGUUGGGUAUGCCAGGUUUAGUGGUCAGUAUAGAAAGUGAUGCGGUUGAUUUCGGUUGGUCAAAUUGGCGCGAAGUAGGUCUUUCCAGGGCAGUACAAAUCACGCAAUGGACAUUCAUGGCCAGACCUGGACAUCCAGUAUUCUUAGAUGCUCUAGGUAGAACAUUGAGGAAAUCAGAAGAGAAUGAAAUAAAAGCUAAAGAAGCCAAAGAGAAAGGAGAAGCAUUCGUAUCUGAAACUGCUCUCGAGUGGACAGGUCCAGGUGUAUUCUCAGAUUGCGUAUAUCGAUAUCUGUUAGCUAGAUACGGAUUCAAACCCUCGGACCUGAUACAUACAAAAGAACCUAUCAGAGUUGGAGAUGUCUUGAUACUUCCACCUGGAUCAUUCUCUAGUGUCAGCCCGUUCACAGAUGAAGAACAACGUCCAUGGGCAGCAAGUUUCCAUGGAUUUUUAGGUCGAUGGAGAGAAUCCGACCCUGCGGUGCAAGAAUUCGAAAGACUGAAAAAGAUUAAAGAAGAAGCUGAGGAAGCCGCGAAAACAGCGACCGAAGAAAUUCAAGAAAACUUGAGCCGAACUCGAAGGAGAGAAUAG